AUGCCCUUCAACGUAAUUGUCAGAUACACCGAGACAAAGAAUUUCCUCGUAGUAUCUAAGGUCCCAAGCAAGUACACUGUUGGACAGUUUCAGGAUCACCUUUUGAAGCUUUCUAUUCUCACAUCGGAUAUUUCUAACUACAAAAUCACUCAUUCCGGAAUAUCAUUAGAUCCCAUUACCCUAAUACAGGACCUUAAGACUGACGAUUCAUCAAAUAUAUUCGUUUUCGCAGAAGGUGUUCGACCAAUAGACGAUUGCGCAAUAACAUUUGGUGGAUUUGGUUAUGAACUCAAACCAGUGCAUGAAAAUCCGCCAUCUACUACAGAUGAACAAAGCAUUCCAUCCAUUGAACCCAAUAUUAGUGCUGAAAACGCUCAGCCAAAUUUACCGGUUGAACCACAGAACACACAGUUAUACGGCAAAACAGAUCCAAACUUCAAUUCAUAUGAAGUCGAAAACAUAAUGGAUACACCUACUCCUUUAGAUAUUCGACAAAGAUUUUUGAUCAACGUUAUCAUCAUAUUGACCGUUCUUAUUGGCAUAAGCUUUAUGAUUGCCAACUUCCUAAGCGAGAAACUCAAUAUAGCCCAAGAUCUUACACAAGCAAAUUUAAUUGAGUGGGUAAUUUUGUUAUUCGCUUUACUCUACUUUGCUUACCGCUACUUUGUCAAACCACUUUUCAACCAUUCACAUUAA
Messenger RNA from Trichomonas vaginalis G3, 696 nucleotides. RefSeq lists its product as uncharacterized. The transcript has a single exon. NCBI's taxonomy places the organism in Eukaryota, Parabasalia, Trichomonadida, Trichomonadidae. The coding region runs from base 1 to 696 and encodes 231 amino acids. The record is from RefSeq and is a predicted model, not a curated record.